CACAACGUCGACCAGCGCUGCGGCACACUCAACACUGUGGCGAGGGGGCGAGGCAGUCACAAUGGUAGGUUUAGAGGCUCAGUACAGGACCAGUCUACAGUCAGAGCUCAAGAGGUAUCCCAACAUAUGUGUGGAGGACAUAGCGGCAGUGCAGGAGUGGAUAGCGACUCAGCCCCACUUGCCUCAGAUAUAUGAUGUUCAGAUCGCCCAUUUCCUACAUGCCAGCUAUUAUGAUGUGGAAAUUGCCAAGAAUGCUAUAGAACACUACUACACAUACAAAGCAUCUAUGACCGAGUUCUUCACAGACUGGGACCCUCUUUCAACUCGCCUUGCUGGUUACGUCAGCAAAGUAUUGUAUGCUGCGUUUCUGCCAAAGCAGUCACCAGAGUCAUGUCAGAUGAUCCUGCUGAGGCUAAGAGACCCCUCGCUAGACCUCUACAGUUUCAACCUCAGUGUCAAGUGGCUGCUCAUGUCAGUGACUGCCCAGCUGCUAAGUGAAGGCCAACAAUCAGAGUACAAGAUCAUCUACGAUGCAGACAGCUACACAAUGUCACACGUAAUGAGAAACCCUCUGUCUGCAGUUAGGCAUUACCUCGACUUCGGACAGAAAGCAUCGGCCAUUAGGGUGGUGGAGAUCCACUUCAUCAAUUCAAGUUCAGUUGUAAAGAAACUCAUAUCACUAGUGAAACCAUUCAUGAACAAGCACAUCAUGAAAAUGCUACAUUUCCACACCUCUUCUGAUGCCUUCUUCAAAUCCCUUCCUAAGGAUCAGACUCCAAGUGAUUACGGUGGAACUGCACCCAGCUUGGAUGUACUUACAGCCGAAAACACAAAACGUGUAGAAGAGAUGAGAGAAGCCCUGCUUGCACACAACCAACAGAAAGUGGACGAAAGUAAGAGAAUUGGAAAGAAGAAGAAAUCUAAAGUGGAGGAAGACUUUAAAAAAUUGGAGAUUGACUAGUUGCUGGAAUCGUAAUUGAAGAUUUUAAAAGACAAAUAGUUUGAUCUUAAUUAAUUCUGUUAAGCUUUGACAACCAUGUACAGUACAUUGCUCAGUAAAUUUAUUUUCUAAUA
Molecule: messenger RNA, 1074 nt
Organism: Macrosteles quadrilineatus (aster leafhopper)
Lineage: Eukaryota; Metazoa; Arthropoda; Insecta; Hemiptera; Cicadellidae
Product: alpha-tocopherol transfer protein-like
Exons: 7
Coding region: 62-961 (299 amino acids)
Cellular component (GO): membrane
Molecular function (GO): phosphatidylinositol bisphosphate binding
Source: RefSeq, a predicted model, not a curated record